GUUUUCACAUAAGAUACCUGCAACUCUAAAACAUAUCUAAAUGGUGUUAUGUUUACUAUGUGAUUCAAGAUGGGAUCUAAAUGCUGCAAAAUGCUAUAUGUCAUAGUGAUUAUUGGAAGUUUUCUUUUUCUCUCAGCCUAUGUAGCUACUGAUGGUGUUAUACCUGCUGCAUGUUCUGGUGCAAAAAUAGCAGGAGAAUGUGGACCAACUGAACUACUAAAGCUUACAAGUUACAUCCAAGGGUCAAAUAACAGUACCACUUGUAAUGCCAAUGAUGAGAAUGAUUGUAGAGACAAGGAGUGUGAAACAAGAAAAUUCUAUGCAGGCUUCCUCAGCCAAAAUAUGAGUACCUUUUCUGGAAAAGUUCCAGACUUCGAUACUAUAUGUAAACUGAGAAGCAAAUACAUUUCAUUGAAGUAUCACUGUAUACCAGGUAAUCAAAUCAUGAGACUAUGUGAAAGCAAGACUAUCACAGCUAAUGAAAUACACAUCUUGA
Molecule: messenger RNA, 496 nt
Organism: Owenia fusiformis
Lineage: Eukaryota; Metazoa; Annelida; Polychaeta; Sabellida; Oweniidae
Source: the annotation of a GenBank genome assembly